AUGAAGAGCUGGCUGGAGAGUGGCAUUAGUAUGGACGACGGCGCGCUAUCGUGCAUGCUCGCAGAACCGCGCGAAGCACUGCUGCCUAUCACGGGCAGGGAGAACUUGGCACCCAGGAAACGGGAAAGAACACUAGAACCAUGCGCGUUGUCCGAAGAGGCAUACCUCUCAAGUGGGACAGGGUCUCCCUGCGCCGGACUCUCCCGGGAAGAGCGUAGACGACGACGUAGAGCUACACUGAAGUACAGGACAGCGCAUGCCACCAGAGAAAGAAUACGUGUGGAAGCAUUUAAUGCCGCAUUUGCGUCACUCAGGCGACUCCUACCAACAUUACCUCCGGAUAAGAAACUAUCGAAAAUUGAAAUUUUAAGGCUCGCAAUAUGUUAUAUAGCUUAUCUUAACCAUGUAUUAGAUGCGUGA
Messenger RNA from Papilio xuthus (Asian swallowtail), 420 nucleotides. RefSeq names its product Helix loop helix protein 4C (gene HLH4C). The record is from RefSeq and is a predicted model, not a curated record. The transcript has 2 exons. The coding region runs from base 1 to 420 and encodes 139 amino acids. Gene Ontology annotation, molecular function: RNA polymerase II cis-regulatory region sequence-specific DNA binding; protein dimerization activity; DNA-binding transcription factor activity, RNA polymerase II-specific. NCBI's taxonomy places the organism in Eukaryota, Metazoa, Arthropoda, Insecta, Lepidoptera, Papilionidae. Gene Ontology annotation, biological process: regulation of transcription by RNA polymerase II.